Messenger RNA from Triticum dicoccoides, 3544 nucleotides. RefSeq names its product ethylene receptor 3-like. Gene Ontology annotation, cellular component: endoplasmic reticulum; endoplasmic reticulum membrane. The coding region runs from base 578 to 2932 and encodes 784 amino acids. The transcript has 5 exons. Gene Ontology annotation, biological process: response to ethylene; phosphorelay signal transduction system. NCBI's taxonomy places the organism in Eukaryota, Viridiplantae, Streptophyta, Magnoliopsida, Poales, Poaceae. Gene Ontology annotation, molecular function: protein binding; ethylene receptor activity; ethylene binding. The record is from RefSeq and is a predicted model, not a curated record.
UUUCCCCGUCUUCCGUGCGGCUACAGCAGUCUUCGCUCAGCUUCUCGCGCAGAUUUGAUCUGAUUAUUGGUUGAAAAUUAGUGGGAAAUCCAAUCCCCUCCCAAUCCCACCGCUGAUCGAUGAUGCUUUCCGCCCCCACUUGCCGAUGCUCCUCCGGUUUCCUCCGCGACUAAGCCAAGCCCCGGUCCAGGUCCAAUGUCUUCGUCUUCGUCUUCCCCCCACCAAACCUCCGGCUCACUCCCCCCACCCAUGCCGGACGCCCUCCGCUGACCGGACCCCUCCGCUCCUUCAACUUCCUCUCCGCCCAGGCCCGGUUCUUUCUUCUCCCGCGGGACGGGAUUCGACCGGCGGCAGCAGCUCCCGCUGAGGAACUCCGGCUGAACCCGAGGUGAUGCGCUCUGGAUGCCGCCGAGCUUGAUUGGACCUUUUCUCCGUUGGUCAGCCACGCCGCCGCCGCCGUUUCAGACUGGGCGGAUUAAGCGGCGCUAACUAAUAAUCUUCUCCGCUUCCCCACCUGCGCGCUAACUGCAGCUCCAAUGCCGCCAAGAUUGUAGCGGACUUCGUCCCUAACCAUCACAUGCUGGACUGGAUGGUGCCCCCGAGAUUCAGAUGCGGAGCCGGCGCGCGCCGGCGGCUGGCCCCGCUGCUGCUGCUGCUGCUGGCCCUCUCGCCGGCCGCCGUGGCGGCGGUGGGCGGGGACGUGGAGUACCCGCAUUGCAGCUGCGACGGCGGGGGCGGCGGCGGGUUCUGGAGCAUGGACAACAUCUUCCGGUGGCAGAAGGUGAGCGACCUGCUGAUCGCGGCGGCCUACUUCAGCAUCCCGCUCGAGAUCCUCUACUUCGUGGCGGGGCUCCGCCACCUGCUCCCGUUCCGGUGGGUGCUGGUGCAGUUCGGCGCCUUCAUCGUGCUCUGCGGCCUCACCCACCUGCUCGCCGCCUUCACCUACGAGCCGCACCCGUUCGUGCUCGUCCUGCUGCUCACCGUCGCCAAGUUCCUCACCGCGCUCGUCUCCUUCCUCACUGCCAUCACGCUGCUCACGCUCAUCCCGCAGCUGCUCCGCGUCAAGGUCCGCGAGAGCCUGCUCUGGAUCAAGGCCCGCGAGCUCGACCGCGAGGUCGACCUCAUGAAGCAGCAGGAGGAGGCGAGCUGGCAUGUCCGGAUGCUCACCCAGGAGAUCCGCAAGUCGCUCGACCGCCACACCGUGCUCUACACCACGCUCAUCGAGCUCUCCCGCGUGCUCGGCCUCACCAACUGCGCCGUCUGGAUGCCCUCCGCGGCUGCCAGCGACGGCAAGGUUACGAUGCACCUCACCCACGAGCUCCGGCGCGGGGGCAGCAAUGAGGGGCUCGUCGUUAUUGGGGUGGACGACAUGGAUGUUGUCGAGGUCCGGAGGAGCGACGGCGUGAAGCUGCUUGGCCCGGGCUCGGCGCUCGCGGCGGCCAGCGGCGGGAGCAAGGAGGACACGGGUACCGUGGCGGCCAUACGGAUGCCGAUGCUCAAGGUGUCGGACUUCAAGGGCGGCACGCCGGAGGUGAUCCAGACGAGCUACGCCGUGCUGGUGCUGGUGCCUCCCGCGGACAAGACCUGGGGCGCCCACGAGACGGAGAUCGUCGAGGUAGUCGCCGACCAGGUGGCCGUGGCGCUCUCGCACGCGUCGCUGCUCGAGGAGUCGCAGGCCAUGCGCGACCGGCUCGCUGAGCAGAACCGCGAGCUGCUGCAGGCGCGUCGGGACACGCUCAUGGCGAAUGAGGCCCGGGACGCGUUCCAGCGUGUCAUGAGCCAGGGGAUGCGCCGGCCGAUCCACUCCAUCCUCGGCCUCGUGUCCGUGGUGCAGGAGGAUGACCUGACGCCCGAGCAGAAGCUCGUUGUCGACACCAUGGGCCGGACGGCCACCGUCGUCUCCACGCUCAUCAAUGACGUCAUGGAGAUGUCAGCCACCAACCGGGAGCGGUUCCCGCUGGAGACGCGGCCGUUCCAGCUGCACUCCAUGAUCAGGGACGCCGCCUGCGUCUCACGGUGCCUCUGCGACUUCAGGGGGUUCGGCUUCGCCGUGCACGUCGAGAACACGCUGCCGAACCUUGUCAUCGGCGACGAGAGGAGGAUCUUCCAUGUCAUCCUGCACAUGGUUGGCAACCUCAUCAGCCGGAUUGACUCAGGGCACGUCACGUUCCGGGUGCGUGCCGACGACGAGGUGGCGGAGGACACGCUUGGACAGAGGUGGGAUCCAUGGAGGCCAAGCUACUCCAGUGGGUACUCGUCGGUGAAGUUUGUCAUCGGGGUGAAGAGCCAGCAGAGCUCCGGCUCGAUGAUCCCGCCGCCGGGGCAGUUCAAACGGAAGCCGAGCGGCGAGGGCUUCGAUCUCAGGCUGAGUUUCAGCAUGUGCAGGAAGCUUGUGCAGAUGAUGAGAGGCAACAUAUGGGCGGUGCUCGACGGGCAAGGGCUACCAGAGAGCAUGACCCUGGUGCUGAGGUUCCAGCUGCAGCCACCGGCGCCACUCAUGUCGUCCAGCACCAGCGGAGGAUCGUUCGAGCGGCAAUACGCGUCGCCGUCGUGCCAGCUGACCGGACUGAAGAUCCUGCUCAUCGACGACGAUGACAUCAACAUGGUGGUCGCUCGGAAGCUCCUGGAGAAGCUGGGGUGCGUGGUCUCCUCCCUACCCUCGGGGUCGGGGUUCCUGAACUCCGUCGGCCCCUCGUCGGGCGCGUACCAGGUGGUGUUGGUGAACCUUGAGAUGACGCGGGUGAACGCGCUGGACGUCGCGGUGAGGGUCCAGCAGUACCGGAGCGGCCGCUGGCCGUUCAUGAUGGCCAUGACGUCGGAGCAGAACGCGUGGGAGAAGUGCGCGCAGUCGGGGAUCAACGGCAUCCUCAGGAAGCCGGUGGUCAUGCUCGAGGCCAAGGAGGAGCUCACCCGGAUUCUUCAGAGCGCAUGAUGCCGCUGUGGUUCGCCGGUCAUUUCGCCUUCCUGCCGAGAACUCUCGAAAUGGCGAGGAACUGCCAUCGAUCACCGGUCGGCGCUACCAAAGGGGCGAUGCCCUUGUGAAAUCUUUGAUCAGAAGGGCCGAGGCGACGGCGAAGAAACUCGCAUUGGCCAGCCACUGAUGGCUUCCCUGUGUGCUGCUCUGUUUCUGCAGUGUUGCUGGGGAGGCUCCAUAUCAGUGGCAAUGUCACUGUUCCACAUAUUCUAGCAGUAGAUGAUGGGAGGUUACAAGCAAGAGGGGGAGGAGCCUCACUGGUGCUGAUGAUAUAUUGAUUCUUGAUAGAGAUCCAGGAGAAAUACAUGUGAUGGUCUCAUCACCAGUGGCAAUAAGAUUUUGUCUGACAGGAGAGGAGGGGGAGAGGUUCAGAAGUGUAUUUAGAAAGUGGAGGAGAACUAAUCAAUUGCAUGCCCAGUGGAGGAAGCAUAAGCUUUCCUUUGAACAUUGGAUUCUAGUUGUAGGUAUGAGAAUGUAACAGCAACAUUUUGUAUUCAGGCAUGCUCAAUGAGAAUGGAUCGAACCAUUCUUAUGUCCCUCCAUGAUUUUUAAAAAAAUGUGGUUGCUGAA